Humulus lupulus (European hop) is the source of this 825-nucleotide messenger RNA. RefSeq lists its product as uncharacterized. The coding region runs from base 1 to 825 and encodes 274 amino acids. NCBI's taxonomy places the organism in Eukaryota, Viridiplantae, Streptophyta, Magnoliopsida, Rosales, Cannabaceae. Gene Ontology annotation, cellular component: prefoldin complex. The record is from RefSeq and is a predicted model, not a curated record. Gene Ontology annotation, biological process: protein folding. The transcript has 5 exons.
AUGAAGAAGAUGCCCAGUUUUGAGUUAGACCUUUUGAAAGAAGAUGCAAAUGUGUACAAGUUGAUUGGUUCAGUUCUUGUGAAGCAAGAUUUGGCAGAGGCCAAUGCAAAUGUGCACAAGAGAAUUGAAUACAUCUCUGCUGAAUUGUAUGCUUAUCCUGGUCUUACUCAUUCAAUAAGCACUGAAGAGCUCAAAAAUAGAUGGUCUGCUAUCCAACUUGCUACAAAUAAGUUUUGUGGGGCCUUAGCUCAAAUUGAAAGAAGGUCUCCAAGUGGGGCUAAUGAGAAAGAUAAGAUUGAGAAAGCCAAAGAGUUAUACCAAAGUAUCCAUCCCACUUCAUUCAACUUUCUUCAUUGUUGGACUAUUCUACGACACCAUCCAAAAUGGAAAGAAUCUGUGGCUGAGGGUAGCAGUAUGAAAGCUAAAAGAAGAUCAAUAAUUCGAGAUGGUCAUGCACCAGAGUUCAUAGAUGAAGAUACUGCAGCACCAUCUUUAGAUGUGAAUUUAGAGAGACCAAUUGGAAAGAAGGCUGCAAAGAAGCGAAAGAGGCAAGAGGAUAACUCUUCCAAUCUUACUGAUUUGGUGAUUGAAAUAAAAGGGGAGAGAAUCAAAUCUAAUGCUGAGAAGGGAGAAAUUAGGAAAGAGUAUGCCCGCAUUGCAAAAGAAAGGCUUGAAUUGGAUAAACAGAAAGAAGAGACUGAAAUCAUGAGGAGGGAGUUAGAAAUUAUGAGAGUAGAUGUAUCAACUUUAUCUCCAACGCAACAAGAGUAUUUCCGUACCCUCCAAUUGGAAAUACUUGAGAAGCAAAAGUCUAGAAAGCCAUGA